AUGAAAAUGAUAGAAAUGCACGCUAUAAUUUUUAUUUAGUAAUUAUUAAUAAAUAAAAGAUACAUAUAAGUAAAUAUAUAUAUAUUAUAGAAAUUAUGGAUGAUAAUCACCUAUUGGAGAUAUUUGGGCAAUAUGAUCAUUAAUUAAUUUAUAAUUAUUAAGUACAGUAAAAAUGACAGAAGCUAAUGAAAAAGGUAAUAUAAAAUAAUAAGAUAUGAAAUUAAAAUAUUUAGCUACAAUAUCAGGAACAGAAAAAGGAAAAUAUAGAAAACCAGAAAGAGGAAUGGUUAGAUAGAUUUUAAUUUUUAGAAAUGUUUGUUAGAAUAGCAGAAGAUAAAUAUAUAAAAAAUUGUAUUGUUAAAUCAUUUGAAGAAGCUCUUUAAUGGAUAUGGAAUGAUCAUUUAAAAAAAGAAUUUAAUAAAUAUCAUACUUAAAUAUUUAGAGAUAAUAAAUUUUGAAAUGAAUAAUGUGAUAUUUGUAUGA
Paramecium sonneborni is the source of this 483-nucleotide messenger RNA. Lineage: Eukaryota; Ciliophora; Oligohymenophorea; Peniculida; Parameciidae. The record is from the annotation of a GenBank genome assembly.